Molecule: messenger RNA, 1488 nt
Organism: Emys orbicularis (European pond turtle)
Lineage: Eukaryota; Metazoa; Chordata; Testudines; Emydidae
Gene: RGS7
Product: regulator of G protein signaling 7
Exons: 17
Coding region: 1-1488 (495 amino acids)
Biological process (GO): intracellular signal transduction; regulation of G protein-coupled receptor signaling pathway; positive regulation of GTPase activity
Cellular component (GO): neuron projection; cytoplasm; plasma membrane
Molecular function (GO): GTPase activator activity
Source: RefSeq, a predicted model, not a curated record
AUGGCGCAAGGAAAUAAUUAUGGGCAAAGCAGCAACGGGGUGGCUGAUGAAUCCCCAAACAUGCUGGUAUACAGAAAGAUGGAAGACGUCAUAGCACGCAUGCAGGAUGAGAAAAAUGGGAUUCCUAUUCGUACAGUCAAAAGUUUUCUUUCCAAGAUUCCCAGUGUCUUUUCUGGUUCAGACAUUGUUCAGUGGUUAACGAAGAAUUUAGCUAUAGAAGACCCAGUGGAAGCUCUACAUUUGGGGACGUUAAUGGCCGCCCAUGGCUAUUUCUUUCCAAUCUCAGACCAUGUUCUAACACUAAAGGAUGAUGGCACCUUUUACCGGUUCCAAACACCCUAUUUUUGGCCAUCAAAUUGUUGGGAGCCGGAAAAUACAGACUAUGCGGUUUACCUCUGCAAGCGAACAAUGCAAAACAAAGCACGGCUUGAGCUAGCAGACUAUGAAGCAGAGAGUUUGGCCAGGCUACAGCGAUCAUUUGCCAGGAAGUGGGAGUUUAUUUUUAUGCAAGCUGAAGCACAAGCAAAAGUGGACAAGAAAAGAGACAAGAUAGAAAGGAAAAUCCUUGAUAGCCAGGAGCGAGCAUUUUGGGAUGUACACAGACCGGUGCCUGGAUGUGUAAACACUACUGAAGUGGAUAUAAAAAAGUCUUCAAGAAUGAAAAAUCCUCACAAAACAAGAAAGUCUGUCUAUGGAUUACAAAAUGACAUUCGAAGUCAUAGUCCUACCCACACACCAGUACCAGAAACCAAGCCACCCACAGAAGACGAAUUACACCAAGAGAUAAAAUAUUGGCAAAUACAGUUAGAUAGACAUCGAUUAAAAAUGUCAAAAGUUGCAGAGAGUCUGUUAGCUUACACAGAGCAGUAUGUGGAAUAUGAUCCAUUUCUUGUGUCGCCUGACCCCUCUAACCCUUGGCUAUCAGAUGACACUACAUUCUGGGAACUAGAGGUCUGCAAAGAGCCAGGGCAACAGAGGGUAAAGCGAUGGGGCUUUGGCAUGGAUGAAGCAUUGAAGGACACAGUGGGGAGAGAGCAGUUUCUCAAGUUCCUGGAGUCAGAGUUCAGCUCAGAAAACUUAAGGUUCUGGUUAGCAGUUGAAGAUUUGAAGAAGAGACCUAAUCGUGAAGUACCUGCUCGAGUCCAGGAAAUCUGGCAGGAGUUUCUUGCUCCAGGAGCUCCCAGUGCCAUCAAUCUUGAUUCAAAAAGUUAUGACAAAACCACACAGAAUGUGAAGGACCCAGGAAGAUACACAUUUGAAGAUGCUCAGGAGCACAUUUACAAACUGAUGAAAAGUGAUUCCUAUCCUCGUUUUAUACGAUCCAGUGCCUACCAGGAGCUGCUACAGGCCAAGAAAAAGUUGGAAAACACACUGGAUCGUCGAACAUCUUUUGAGAAAUUCACACGCAAUGUGGGCAGAAACAUCCCUAUUUUUCCAUGCCAUAAAAACUGUACACCAACACUGAGGGCGAGCACUAACCUGUUAUGA